UGCGAAAUCGGGCAUGGCGCGGAGCGGCCGGGCGCUCGGCAGGGCCCUGGCCGGCGGGCUUGCCUACGAAGCCCCGCCGUCGCCGCUGCGCACGGCCGCCGUCAGGCACUUGGCUUCUUGUGGUAUUCUGAUGACUAGACUUCCUCCUCUGCAAGUACCUGUGUUGAGCCAUACGUUUUCCAGGAGUUUCUUCAACAUUGCUGCACCACUAGCAAAUAAAAGAAAAGAAUAUUCUGAAAGAAGAAUUAUAGGGUAUUCUAUGCAGGAGAUGUACGAAGUUGUCGCUGUGGUGGAGAAUUACAAACUGUUUGUUCCUUGGUGCAAGAGGUCAGAUGUAUUAUCCAAGCGUUCUGGGUACUGCAAAGCACAGCUAGAAAUAGGAUUCCCUCCCAUACUGGAGAGAUACACCUCAGUUGUUACCCUUGUGAGGCCACACUUAAUUAAGGCAUCCUGCACAGAUGGAAAACUGUUUAAUCACCUGGAAACAGUGUGGCGUUUCAGUCCCGGUAUCCCUGGUUACCCGAGGACAUGUACACUGGAUUUCUCAGUUUCUUUUGAGUUCCGUUCGUUCCUACACUCAAAACUUGCUACGCUCUUUUUUGAUGAGGUGGUGAUGCAGAUGGUGGCUGCCUUUGAGAGAAGAGCAUCCAAAGUCCAUGGCCCAGAAACAAGCAUACCUCGGGAGCUCAUGUUCCAUGAAGUUCAUCAGACGUAGAUGGGGAAAUCCCAGCUAUCUGUUACAAACUUUUGUGUACUUCAUUUGUGCAAGAGGUGCCAUGCUCCUCCUUCAGGGCAUCCAUUUCCUCCUCUACAAAGCACACCUGUUCAGCCAGAUGUCUGUAAAAUGUUAAAGCUGUAAUUAAGUGCAGCUUGAAGUGUUUUAUCAGUAACAGCCCACUGGCAGCUACUGUAGCAAGAGAUAUCUCAGGCUGCCCUUUGUUGCCUUGCAAAACGGUUUGUGGGAUCAAAGCCCAACUUCUGCCUUAUCUAAGCUUCU
Molecule: messenger RNA, 997 nt
Organism: Dryobates pubescens (Downy woodpecker)
Lineage: Eukaryota; Metazoa; Chordata; Aves; Piciformes; Picidae
Gene: COQ10B
Product: coenzyme Q10B
Exons: 5
Coding region: 14-715 (233 amino acids)
Biological process (GO): cellular respiration; ubiquinone biosynthetic process
Cellular component (GO): mitochondrion
Molecular function (GO): ubiquinone binding
Source: RefSeq, a predicted model, not a curated record